Xenopus laevis (African clawed frog) is the source of this 2292-nucleotide messenger RNA. RefSeq names its product solute carrier family 2 (facilitated glucose transporter), member 12 L homeolog (gene slc2a12.L). Gene Ontology annotation, biological process: D-glucose transmembrane transport; hexose transmembrane transport; circulatory system development. The record is from RefSeq and is marked provisional. Gene Ontology annotation, molecular function: transmembrane transporter activity. Gene Ontology annotation, cellular component: perinuclear region of cytoplasm; endomembrane system; membrane. Lineage: Eukaryota; Metazoa; Chordata; Amphibia; Anura; Pipidae.
CACUCCCUGACUGUCUCAGUAAAGAAUAGUGCAUCUUUCCCAUAGACAUACAGCUGUUUCCUUCUAGCCACCGGCACUGCUAUCAAGGAGAAUGCUUGCACACAGCACUGCACAGGACCUCAUUCUGCAGCAGAGAAGCAGUGAUGACCAUCCCCAGACAAAUCCAAGGCAAACAGGAUGGGGGGCUUUUAUUAUUCUUUCAUCAGUCAUUGCUGCCAUAAGUGGACUGCUUGUAGGCUAUGAGCUGGGAAUCAUUUCCGGCGCCCUUCUUCAGCUCCAGAGUUUAUUAGAACUGACCUGUCAACAGCAAGAAAUAGUUGUGAGCGCAUUAUUGAUUGGAGCACUUGUAGCAUCCCUUGUUGGGGGAUGCCUUAUAGACUUGUAUGGCCGGAGAACAACAAUCAUAUUCACUUCCAUUUUACUUGUCUUUGCAAAUCUUCUCCCGGUUGUGGUUGUUUCCUAUGGAAGCCUCAUUGCUGGACGCAUUUUCAUUGGAGUCUCCAUUUCUUUAUCUGCCAUUGCAACCUGUGUUUAUAUUGCAGAGCUUUCCCCCCAGGAUAAAAGAGGUAUGCUAGUGUCUUUAAAUGAACUCAUGAUUGUUGUCGGCAUCCUUUUAGCUUAUAUUUGCAAUUAUUUAUUUGCAUCUGUUAACAAUGGCUGGAAAUAUAUGUUUGGCCUGAUAACUCCAUUAGCAGCAUUGCAAGCAGUUGCAAUGUUUUUUCUCCCACGGAGCCCUCGAUUUCUAAUCAUGAAAGGAUAUGACGAUGCUGCUGGAAAAGUGCUUCAAAAAUUAAGGGCAACUACAGACAUAAACGAAGAACUAACUGCCAUCAAGUCUUCCAUAAAAGCUGAGUACCAGUACAAAUUUUUGGACCUAUUUUGUUCCAGAGACAAUAUGAGAGCUCGUCUGUUAAUAGGCUUAACGCUAAGUUUUUUUGUCCAAAUUACAGGGCAGCCAAACAUUUUAUUUUAUGCAUCUACUGUACUAAAAUCAGUGGGAUUUCAAAGCACAGAGGCUGCCAGCUUGGCAUCCACUGGCAUUGGUGUUGUCAAGGUUGUCAGCACAAUACCAGCAAUAUUUUUGGUGGAUAAAAUUGGAAGCAAAACUUUUCUCUGUAUUGGAUCUGCAGUAAUGGCUGUGUCAUUAGUAUCAGUUGGCUUAGUAAGCCUACAAUUAGAUGUGAACUAUAACAAUAUUUGUAAAGUCCACACAGUGCAAAAUCAUUCACUUCAGGAUUCCUUUAUUUAUGGGCCAGUGGCUUUAGGUAAACAUAACGAGUCUCUGUUUGAAGAAACAGGCACAUGGUUGGAAUCAACCAAAGCAUCUUACCUUAGCACAUCACAAAAUGGGACCAAGCUGUUGCAUGUUUCUGCUCCGGAGGAUAGUUCAUUUGGAUUCACGGUUAAAGAACCCAAGGUCAAGUCACAGUCUGAUGAGAUUCCUGAAUAUAUGAAGUGGUUGUGCUUGUCAAGUCUACUUGCCUUUGUAGCUGCAUUUUCUAUAGGUCUUGGACCAAUGGCUUGGCUGGUGCAAAGUGAAAUCUUCCCGGCAGGAAUCAAAGGUCGAGCCUUUGCAAUAACAAGCAGCAUGAACUGGGGCAUGAAUCUUCUCAUUUCCCUAACUUUUCUCACACUAACUGAGAUGAUUGGGCUGCCUUGGAUGCUUUUUGGCUACGCGUUGAUGAGUAUUGCAUCACUGGUGUUUGUUAUAAUGUUUGUUCCAAACACUAAGGGACGCCCUCUAGAAGAAAUAUCAAAGGAAUUAGCAAAUAGGAGCUACAUGUGUAAUGCUGUUUGCCACAGACGUCGUAGUAAAAAGAAACUGACACCGGUGGCGCUGAUACAGAGCCCUGCCUAGUUCUUUUUCAGAAAUCUUCUACCUUGAGAACUUCAAAGGGCUUUAAUAGAUUUAAAAGCCAUAUGCUGUUUGCUUCCUACCAAGUAUUGGUAAUAAAAAGUUAUACGUGUAGUUCCAGACCUGAAAUGCUGCUAGUUUAUCAAUGGGGCACUAACGCAGAAAAUUCUAUAUGUAUUAAUGUUUUAAAUGAUCAUCUUGAAUGUAUAUCCUUCCAGCCUAGAAACUGAUGCGUAUUUCCUUUGGCUUUAUUGGUUGUCAGAAAACCUAGAAACUCUUCUAGUAAGAAAAAUAUAUUCACAAGAGCAGCAUGCAUGCAUUUGUGUCUUAACCAGCUGAAUAACCUACCUCAUUGUAUUUACUGUAUGUACAAGAAAUACAUAAAGAAUGUAUAGAUCUGCAAUAACUAUUAAACUGCAUAAGGUCAGUCAAUUGGA